This is a messenger RNA of Saccharomycodes ludwigii, 1656 nucleotides long. It is a transcript of the gene EXO5, whose product is annotated as Exo5p. The coding region runs from base 1 to 1656 and encodes 551 amino acids. The record is from RefSeq and is a predicted model, not a curated record. The transcript has a single exon. Gene Ontology annotation, molecular function: single-stranded DNA 5'-3' DNA exonuclease activity. Gene Ontology annotation, biological process: interstrand cross-link repair. NCBI's taxonomy places the organism in Eukaryota, Fungi, Ascomycota, Saccharomycetes, Saccharomycodales, Saccharomycodaceae. Gene Ontology annotation, cellular component: nucleus; mitochondrion.
AUGAAAAGAUAUUUUUCUAUUAGUUGUAAAAUCCUUCAAGACAGUGAAGUUUUUAAAUUAACAACAAAAGAACGAUCCAUAAUAAGUAGCAUUCCGCAAUUAAAACAAUUAAAAGAAACAAAUGACACGAAAAGGAACUUUAAAGCAGAUCACAAUUUGUUCUCAAAGAUUGAGGAUGCGAAAGAUGCAAUUGGAAAGUUCAAUAAAAUGGAUGAGUACAAAUUGGAUAAGAUAACAAAACUAGGUGAAAUAUUUAAAGUAACUGAUGAUGGAUAUCUAAAUUACCAAGAGGGAAAGACUAAUGAUGAUCUACCUAAUCCUUUCCAACAAUUAGGCAAGAGUAGAUUAAGUGUAACCAAUUUACUUACUAAAACCUGGUGUGAAUUAAGAGAAUAUUAUGAUAUUUAUUCUAAUAUGCCCAAAUUUAUAACAAAAAAUAUUCGUUUAGGUAAAAAAGGACACUCUGCUUUAGAAAGUUCUGCGCAUAAAGUGUUUCCAGAAUUAGCAGAUGUCAUCUCGGAGGUUCAAGUUCCGGCAAGUAAGAAGUCUGAAAUAGCUAAGUUAGUUGAUGAUGUGGAUCAAUUUUAUAAUUUUGCCAGUUCAUGGUGUACAAACAUUGUAAGAAUAGUUGAUUUAUUUAAAAAUGGCGAAGCUAGAGAAAUUUUGGUGCAUUCAUAUGUUGACUGUAAAUCGUCGGAAUUUAUAAAGGAGCUUCCUUUGCAUAAGAACACUGUAGAUGGUAGCCAAAAAGAAAUAUUGAUCAGUGGAAUAAUUGAUCAUUUGAAAUUGGAAGGGACCUUACCUUUAAUUGGACAAUUUACGAAGACUCUGGACACAUUUAUUGAUAUGGGAAUUCCUAAAUUAUUGGAUAAAAAACAAGAAAGACUUAAUGAUUACAAGAUUUCUGUGAGUGAUAUUAAAACACGCUCCAGGUUAUCUAUUCCCUAUCAAAAAAAUGUAAUAAAUAGUUCCAAAUUGCAAGUAAUGUAUUAUAGAUAUUUUUUGGAAAAUUUAUCUUUAAAUCCUGAACACACUUAUUAUAAAUUAUUAUUGAAUGCACAAAAAAGAAAUUAUGAUGUUGAUAAGCCGUUGCAUGCCGUACAAAUAAGACAUUUAUUGACUUAUUAUGGUGAUUUUUUUUAUUUGGACUUUUUAUCAUUGAAAAGAGGUGAAAAAAUUGGAUUUGUUCCACUUGAUGAAUUUGGCGGUGAUUAUGAUGGUGGAAAAAACAUUUUUAUUAAUGAUUAUGAUUUUAUAUCUCCUAAUUUAAAGCAAAUAUAUCCUUUGCUAUUCGAAGGCACAUGGUAUAAGUUACCGACAUUAAGAUAUUUGGCUGCGAGGAUGGCUCAACUUUACCAGGUUUUCCAACCAAACAGAUUAGAAAAUAAGUUAAGAAUUGAAUAUUAUAUGGGAAAGUAUAGAUUUGCUGAGAAAUUAUUUGAAUAUGACUUUGGGGAGUUAAAUAGACAUUUACACGAUAGCAUGGGGUUUUGGAUGGGUAAAAGACAAGUUUCACCGGUUAAGUCUACUUUGAAAACUUUUUCUAUAUACUGUAAUGGGUGUGAUUAUUCGAAAGUUUGUUUGUAUAAAAAUAAAAAUGUGGAUGGUUUUAAACAAUUAGGCAAUUCAUUAAAAAAGAUAUAUAGUGACAGCUAA